AUGGUGGUAGUGAGCGCGUGCAUCACCAGCAGAGUCCGACCCCUCCUGGCGAGGCAGUUCGUGGACAUCCGCAGAGCCAAGCUGGAGGGCCUCCUUAACGCUUUCGUGAAACUCGUUGAUUACUCGGGCUCUGAUCACACGUACCUUGAGACAGAGUCGGUCCGGUAUGUGUAUCAGCCGGUGGAAAACCUCUACCUCGUAUUAAUAACUACGAAGGGAAGCAACAUUUUCGAAGAUUUGGGCACUCUCAGGAUGUUUGUCAGCAUAGUCCAGAAUGUUAUCUAUCUACAUUUGUGCGGGUGGGAUGGGUCACCGCUGCAGGACACCUGUGGAGAGAGCCACGGAAAUGGCAGUCUAGAGGAUAGCGUAGCGACGCACGCAUUCGAUAUCGUAUUCAUGCUGGAUGAGCUCAUCAGUGGUGGCUAUAGGGAAGCGCUGACACUGCAGCAGAUUCAGUCUUAUGUUGCCAUGGACUCUCACGAAGAAAAGCUGCAGAAGAUGAUUGCUGAGGGCAAGGAGAAGGAACAGGCAGAUAGGAGGCGCGAAAUUGCUCAAAGACUUGAAAAAGAAAGACAGCUAGCAAAGAAGGCAGGGAAGGGGUUGGAUGUUGCCGCAUUCCGGGGUGCAACAGUGGCGUCUGAGCUGUCUCGUGGGCCUCCAUCAGUGCCUGCCACUCAUGGGGCCCCUGCUAGUGGCACGUACUGGGGAGCAUCAACCCCAAGUGGGGGUUUAUAUGAUGCUCAUCAGCAACCGUCUCCAGCAGGAACACCUGGCGCCCCAAGAGGUGGCCAACAGUCAAAGGGAAUGCAGUUGGGGGUUAGAAAACCCUAUGGUGGAGAUGAUGGGGCACUGCAAAACCUCGUCCCGGAUGAACAAAUAAAGCAGCCAGCUGAACUUGCUGAGGCUCAGCAUGAUCAAGUAUUAAACAAUCCACUAGCGGACCCCGUGAGCAUUCUUAUUGAGGAGAGGGUCAAGGCUUCCAUGCAAGCCGAAGGAGUCCUCAAGGAAGUGGAGCUUCAAGGGACCUUUUUUGUUACUGCGAACGACCCACAGCGAGGUUCUCUUGCAGCAAUUCAGCUAACACCAGAAGACAGGCGAUUUAAGAUGAAGAGCCACCCAAAUGUCGACAAGGCGGCGCUUGCUCAAAGCAAUCUGCUGCAAGUUCGAGAUCCAUCCAGGCCGCUACCACCGCAUCAGCCUGCGCCACUUCUUAAGUGGAGGAUCAAUGAAAAGGAUGAGACUUUGGUGCCUUUGACAGUAAGCUGCUGGCCGUCAACGACGCCAGCAGGUACGGUGCUUACUGUUGAACUGGAGGUUACGGACACUUCGAAACGCUUGGAGGAUAUCCGCGUGUCCUUUAUGUGCCCUGCCCAAGCAAAUCCUCAGGUACUGAGGACAGAUGCUGGGACCACCGAACAUGAUGGAGUUUCUGUACACUGGUUCCUCCCCGAAAUGGGGGAACAGCUCUCUGCGGCGACCAUCGAAAUCACAGCAAACACUAGUUUGACCACGCUUAUGCCGUUUUCAGUGGAAAUGCACAGUGGCGAAAGCAUUUGCAACGUAGAGGUGGUACAGUGCAAGCACAUGGAGACCAAAGCGGAUAUCCCCUUUAGCCUGACGCGCAGGGUGGAAUACCUCCUUACUGUACACCCUUAA
Molecule: messenger RNA, 1656 nt
Organism: Eimeria necatrix
Lineage: Eukaryota; Apicomplexa; Conoidasida; Eucoccidiorida; Eimeriidae
Product: coatomer delta subunit, putative
Exons: 10
Coding region: 1-1656 (551 amino acids)
Biological process (GO): retrograde vesicle-mediated transport, Golgi to endoplasmic reticulum; endoplasmic reticulum to Golgi vesicle-mediated transport; Golgi localization
Cellular component (GO): cytosol; COPI vesicle coat
Source: RefSeq, a predicted model, not a curated record